This is a messenger RNA of Anopheles arabiensis, 717 nucleotides long. RefSeq lists its product as uncharacterized. NCBI's taxonomy places the organism in Eukaryota, Metazoa, Arthropoda, Insecta, Diptera, Culicidae. The transcript has 3 exons. The coding region runs from base 1 to 717 and encodes 238 amino acids. The record is from RefSeq and is a predicted model, not a curated record.
AUGGAUAUAUUUGCAGCAGUCAAAAAUUCCAGUGACCUGAAGAAGCUAACCGCGGAUGAGGAAGGGUUGGUUCGUCUUUUGCAGGAAGCGGAACUCUUGCCGCCAACGCAACAAUGCAGCAAGUGCAAGAGACAAAUGAAGCUGAAGGUAACCAAGCGCUCCAAUGCUUGCAAAUGGAUUUGUAAGCCUACAUCGAGCUGCACCGGCUGGGAAUGUACUGUCCGCACGGAUAGUAUUUUCAAAAAUUCGAGGCUGUCUCUAUCCCAGUUGAUGGAGAUAACCUUCGAGUGGUCUCGAAAUACGACGCGGAUGGUUGCGGAAGCUGAAUGUGCAGCCGGUAAGACAGCCAUUCUAAAAUGGUUCAAAAUACUCCGUGAAAUAAGCGCUGAAUAUGUGGAAACCCACCGACAACAGAUCGGAGGCGAAGGGCUCACUGUGGAGAUCGACGAGUCCGUCAUUACCAAACGGAAGUACCACAGAGGACGGAUCGCGGACAACAACCAGGUUUGGCUGGUCGGUGGUAUUUGUCGGGAGACAAAAGAGAUUUUUCUGGAGCUGGUUCAGAAACGCGACGCUGGCAACUUGCAGGGCAUUAUAAUGAACAAUGUGGCCCCCGGAACGACGAUUGUGACGGAUGGUUGGCGUGCCUACAUCGGAUUAGACGGAAAAGGUUGGGCUCUUGUUCGUAAAACACUGACCUUCCACAACAGUGCUUAA